AUGGCCCCAGCAGCCCUCCUCUCUCAAACCAUCACGGAUCCAGUUCCCACCGCACCAACAGUCGUCGGUCCAACAACAAAGACAGCAACCAGACCAACCAAGAAGAUCCCCCAGUCUAUCAUCGACAAUGCCAGACUCACCGAGCGACGCCCCUUCAACCCUCAGGACGACCUGAUCUACGAACCGCCAUCUAAGAUCCAUACCAUGGCUGAACUCGGCCUCGAAGGCGCAGGAAUCUCGCCCAACGCCAUCUCCGAGCCUUUCCCGCUGUUCACGGAGGGAGCGAUUCGCCAGAUGAGAGCUGAGGUAUUCAGUGAGCCUGUGUUAGCGGAUUGUCAGUACGCGAGUAGCUUUUGCACCAACAUGAUAAGGGGGAUGGGGCAUGCGCGAGCCCCCUUCAUCUGCGACGCCUGGAAGUCCCCCGAGGUCCUGUCCAAGGUAUCCUCGAUCGCAGGCAUUGACCUCGUCCCGGCCUACGACUACGAGAUCGCGAGCAUCAACAUCGCCGCUAAGGACGACCCAGUCGAGUCCAACUCCGUUGCAGCAGAUGGUCCAGCCGGCGCUAAGUCCGGCGAAGACGACGACGCCCCCGCCUUCGCAUGGCACUACGACAGCUUCCCCUUCGUCUGCGUGACCAUGCUCUCAGACUGCACCGGGAUGGUCGGCGGCGAGACGGCGAUCAAGUUGCCCUCAGGCGAGAUCAAGAAAGUCCGAGGGCCGGCCAUGGGCUACGCGAUCGUAAUGCAAGGCCGCUACAUGUACCACCAAGCCCUCAAGGCGCUUGGUGGACGCGAGCGGAUCUCCAUGGUGACGGCGUUCCGGCCUAAGGACCCGCUUGCGCGCGACGAGUCGAUACUCGUUGGUGUUCGGGGGAUCAGUAACCUGGGCGAGCUGUUCCCGCAGUACUUUGAGUACAGGCUUGAUGUGCUGGAAGAGCGGGUUCGGGCGCAGCGGAGGGAAGAACGGGACAGGGAACGUGCGCGGAAGCCGUUCGAUGUUGCGGGGAAGCGCAGGUGGUUGGAGGAGCAGAGGGGGUUUAUUGAUAGUAUGCUGAGGGAGAUGAUCGUCCCCGAGUAG
Molecule: messenger RNA, 1077 nt
Organism: Aspergillus mulundensis
Lineage: Eukaryota; Fungi; Ascomycota; Eurotiomycetes; Eurotiales; Aspergillaceae
Exons: 3
Coding region: 1-1077 (358 amino acids)
Source: RefSeq, a predicted model, not a curated record